AUGGUUAAAAUUGAAGACACGGAGAUCAAGGUCGACAACGAGAAGGACGAUGGUGCACUUGUCAAGUCCAAGAAGCCAAAGUCAACUAGUGCGACCAAUGCCAAUUUACCGCCUGGCACUUUGAAGCUCUGGCAGCAGGUGUUCAUUCCGACCUUGGAGCGUUAUAUUGGUACUACACUGGAUCCCUGGUCGAUCAGCGAUGAGAAGGCUGUCGAAGUGUUGCAAUGCAUUUGGGAUGCAGUUUUUACUAAACCGAAGAUCGUGCACAAGGUUAUUCAUGAAAAUUUCGUCUGUAAACUUGCCAAUCAGAGGCUCUGUGAAUGGUGUAAUGGCUUUGGUUCUACUGCACUCACAGUCAUCAGAGAUUUGUUCAGCUCUGAUGAAGAUUUUGAGACGACUGGACAACGUGUGAGCUUUGCAAAGAUGAUUCUCCGUAAACAGCGAUUUGUGUGGAAGGAUGUUGAUGGUCCAGAUGAAUCGACUUUCAGAGGUCUCUUUCAUUCGCCCCUGGUCUUACAAACACUUGCCUACUAUUACAAGUCAACUGAAGGAGCGAUCAAUGUUCCUGCUCUGUACACUAUCGAGAUGGGAGGACGUACUAAGCCUUAUGGUGCAAUUGGGUUGGCUGCAGCUGCGCUUGAGCGAGCGUUCACUUUGUGGAGGACGAGAGUAUUACUGAUGCAAGAGGGGAAGGUAGUAACGGUCAAGUUCAUUAACCCUCAAAGUGAAAAGGAAGACAAGAACAAAUAUGUGUUCUCGGAUGCAAGCUUUGGCAAGAAAAGCCGGCAAUACGUUAGCUCUGCUGUAAAUCUAUUGGAUCACAGAGUCGACAGGAUCAUCACUGAAGCAAAGAAGAUCUACAAAUCAAACAUGCAGGACAUCAUUGAAGUAUCAGACGAGGAGGAUUCUAAUGAUGAGCGUGCGAACCUUGUCAAUGCUGAUUCUGAGGAUGACUAUGAUUCUUAA
Molecule: messenger RNA, 966 nt
Organism: Sparassis crispa
Lineage: Eukaryota; Fungi; Basidiomycota; Agaricomycetes; Polyporales; Sparassidaceae
Exons: 4
Coding region: 1-966 (321 amino acids)
Source: RefSeq, a predicted model, not a curated record